Molecule: messenger RNA, 395 nt
Organism: Dioscorea cayenensis subsp. rotundata (Guinea yam)
Lineage: Eukaryota; Viridiplantae; Streptophyta; Magnoliopsida; Dioscoreales; Dioscoreaceae
Exons: 1
Coding region: 25-297 (90 amino acids)
Source: RefSeq, a predicted model, not a curated record
UUAAAUCGAAUAAUUCGUAAGUCCAUGGAACGAGCUAAAGACAAGGAGCAGGAGGAGCCUCAGGCUCAGCAACACCGAAUGUCAGAUAUGAAGCCAGUGACUAAAGAAGCUUACGGAGGUGGUAUGUAUGGUAAGGAUGAUGAUGAGAAGAAGCCGGAGAAGCAGCUCCGACCUCGUGCAAGCGAGACCCAGUGCGCGGAUGGACCCGAAGAGGCAACAGUGGAACCCAAGCACCAACCUCCUCCAUCGACGGGUGACCGCGAUCUUGAUAUCACCGGCCAGUCUUACAUUCAGUAGCUCACUGAGCUGGCCCUUGUCAUUUGCAUUUUAUAUUAAGUAUUCAUUUGUAUCUCUGCUUUUCUACUGAUUUAUAGUACUAUUUUUUGCUUUUAUUA